This is a messenger RNA of Polyodon spathula (Mississippi paddlefish), 5115 nucleotides long. RefSeq names its product inactive ubiquitin carboxyl-terminal hydrolase 54-like. Lineage: Eukaryota; Metazoa; Chordata; Actinopteri; Acipenseriformes; Polyodontidae. The coding region runs from base 1196 to 4972 and encodes 1258 amino acids. Gene Ontology annotation, biological process: protein deubiquitination. Gene Ontology annotation, molecular function: cysteine-type deubiquitinase activity. The record is from RefSeq and is a predicted model, not a curated record. The transcript is spliced from 22 exons.
AAGUACGACAGCAGCAGGAGCAGAGUCCCAACCUCACGUGUCAAUUAUUAAUGAUACAUAGACUGCGCUUCAUGCUUAAGCCUGUUCUGAACCCGCUUUUUCAAUACAACAAGAAAUACACUGCUCUCCAGCAGCCUGUCUGUCUUCCCUGGAUCCUGCUGACCUGUACUGCCCUGUACAGUUACUCUGUAUUGAACAACAUGUGACCUGCACAUCUCCCUGGACUUUCUUACUCUAUUUCAGAAGAACGGACUACAAACAUUUUUAGUUUUUCUUUUGUUUUAUUUUUUCUAGUUUUGCUGUCUUGGCUCUGUACAAAACUGCCUGAGCAAAGAACAACCAGUGUUUCUUUGUUUGAGGGACAAACACAGUGCACAGCACAGCAGGGUUGCUGUUUAUCAGGAAAGCGUCUCUUGGAUAAGCACUGAAGCUGAAGGGAACAGUGAUGCUGCCUCUGGGCUGAGUGACAGAAACACCACCAUCAAACAGACGCACGAGCACUCGACUGCGUGACACAACCCCUGCGCUUGAUUUUAUGAGCCAGUCCCGGAGGUGGGGGGGGGGGCAAAUACAGCUCAGGCUAACGAGCUAUCGGAUAAAUCACACCACCCUUUUCCUUCAAACAGAGCAGUAACCUUUUUAUCUUCGCACUUGUCGCAUCCAUAUCCCUACCUCCCUUCUUCCCUCCCUCCCGGUUUCAUUUUUAACACAGUAAAUUAUGUGACUAUUUAUUAAGCCUGUAACAUCUUGUCUCCUUGUCUUUCUCUGUGCACCCUCACUAACUAAUACAGUGCAGAUCUCAACAGGAUCCUUCCUUUUCUUUUUUGGGAAGUUUUUAUUUAAUUGACACACAAGAAAACUCUAAGACCUCAAGGUCCCUCCCUUUCUAACUAACCCUAUCUUUACUAAACCCGACCCUCAUGGGACCCCAGACUGCAGUGACAUACAAACAGCACCGGCAGUGCCCUGCUCCACACCCUGCUUAGUUUCACAGACCUUUACUAAAUAUAUAAAUAUUAUUCAUAACAGUACAUUAUUAGUAUUAUUAUUAUUGUUUUAUCUUGAGAGGAUGAUCCCCUUUGUCAUUUCCUGGAAGAGGAUCCAUCUUUCUUAGAUCAGACACACAGACAGAGUUAGAGAGGGAGAGACAGAGUGAGAGAGACUGGUGUUUGUUUGCCAGCGGGAAGACGGGACGAUGUCUUGGAAGCGGAACUACUUUGCGUCGGGGAGCAGCGUGCUGGAAAUGUUGACUCCGCGCACCAUGACCUCCAUCGCUCCCAGCAAGGGGCUCAUCAAUGAGCCUGGCCAGAACAGCUGCUUUCUGAACAGCGCCUUGCAGGUUCUCUGGCACCUGGAUAUUUUCCGCAGGAGUUUUCGGCAGUUGACCACUCACAAGUGCAUGGAGGACUCCUGUAUAUUCUGUGCGCUCAAGAGCAUCUUUGCACAGUUCCAGUUCAGCAGUGAGAAGGUGCUGCCCUCCGAUGCUCUGCGCAGCGCCCUGGCCAAGACCUUCCAGGACGAGCAGCGCUUCCAGCUCGGCAUCAUGGACGAUGCCGCUGAGUGCUUCGAGAACAUCCUGAUGCGCAUUCACUUCCACAUCUCAGACGAGACCAAGGAGGAUAUCUGCACAGCCAAGCACUGCAUCCCUCACCAGAAAUUCGCCAUGACCCUCUUUGAGCAGUGCGUGUGUAACAGCUGUGGGGCCACGUCGGACCCCCUGCCCUUCAUUCAGAUGGUGCACUACAUCUCCACGACCUCGCUGUGUAACCAGGCAGUCCAGAUGCUGGAGGGCAGAGAGAAGCUGACUCCGGACAUGUACGGAGAGCUCCUCCGCAACGCCAGCACCAUGGGGGACCUGCGCAACUGCCCGAGUAACUGCGGAGAGAAGCUGCGUAUUCGUCGCGUCCUCAUGAACUCCCCUGAGAUCAUCACCAUCGGCCUGGUUUGGGACUCUGACCACUCCGACCUGGCAGAGGACGUCAUCCACAGCCUGGGCACCUGCCUGCGCCUCGGAGACCUGUUCUACCGGGUGACGGAUGACAAGGCGAAGCAGUCAGAGCUCUACCUGGUGGGCAUGGUGUGUUACUACGGCAAGCACUACUCCACCUUCUUCUUCCAAACCAAGUUACGUCGCUGGAUGUACUUUGACGACGCGCACGUCAAUGAGAUCGGCCCCAAGUGGAAGGACGUGGUGUCUCGCUGUAUCAAGGGCCACUACCAGCCCCUGCUGCUGCUCUACGCUGACCCCAGAGGCACGCCAGUUUCAGUGCAGGACCUGCCCUCUCAGAUAGACCUGCAUCACUACAAUAAGGCCUACUACGACAGCGAGGACUCGGGCCGGGAGCCCUCCAUCUCCAGUGACACUCGCACAGACUCCUCCACUGAGAGCUACAGCUUCAAGCACUCCCACCACGAGUCCAUGGCCAGCCACUUCUCCUCCGACUCCCAGGGCACUGUCAUCUGCAACCCAGAGAACGACACAGCGUCUCAGAGCAGCGUGGACACGGGGCAAUUGACGGACAGUGAAUUGACUCGGCGCUACCCACCCAGGAAGGGUGGGACUAUGGACAGGAAGCGCAGCUUGAGCCGGCCGCGACGAUCUGAGGAGCGCAGUCGCGCAGCGAGGGGGGACGAGGCAUCAUCAGCGGGGUACCACAGCGAGGGCGAGACCCUGAAGGAGCAGCAGGUGCCCCGCACUGCCCCCAAGCCCUCAGUCAGUCGGCUGAAGGAGUUCAAGGAGACCAUGAGCAACAUCAUCCACAACCGCACGCUCCCCAGCCCCGCUGCCUCCAGCACGGGGGGUGUGGCUGACUGGGAGGUGGAGAGCACCAGCAGCGAAUCAAAAUCCAGCUCCUCCGGGGGGCGGUACCGGCCUCCUUGGCGCCCACGCAGAGAGGCUCUCAAUAUCGACAGCCUCUUCAGCAGAGAGAAGUGCCGGCAGGCAGGCUACAACCAGCUGGGAGCUUCCAUGGCCCUGCACAAGGAGAGCGCAGAGGAGCCCUCCGGAGCGGGUCCAGCGCCACCAACCCCGCUCGACACAGCCAAGCCCCCCCCUCCCCAAAUCAGAGCCCUGGACAGGGGGGCGAGGUUCAUUCAGAGGAUGGAGAGCGGAUAUGAGAGCAGCGAGAGAAACAGCAGCAGCCCUGUGAGUCUGGACCUGCCCCUGAGCGAGGGGUUGACUGCCAGCUCAUCCAGGGAUGCUAGUUCUAAGAAGCAGCUGAGCUCCGGCCCAUCCUGGAGGAGUGUCCCCAAAUCCAAGAGCAGCAGCACCCUUCUGCAGGGGCUCAGGAGCCAGCCCUGGGAGGCCAGCCUGGGGGAGGGGCGCAGUGAGCUGGACGAGCUGCAGGAGGAGGUGGCUCGCAGGGCCCGGGAGCAGGAGCUGCAGAGGAAGAAGGAGAAGGAGAGGGAGGCGGCCAUGGCCUUCAACCCCAGACCCAGCAAGUACAUGGACCUGGAUGAGCUGCAGAACCAGGGGAAGAGUGACCGCUUUGAGAGGUCUCUGCAGGAGGCAGACUCGCUGUUAGAGCAGUCUCUGCGGCUAGAGCAGGGGGAGGACGUGGCUGCAGCGCUGUCUGUCUGUAACGAAGCUGUGUCUAAACUAAGACUUGCCGUGCAUGAGGGCAGUGCUAACACUCAUAACAGGACAAUGGCUGAUAAGAAGCUGCAAAAGUGCAUGAGGAGAGCUCGAAGCCUACAGCAGCGCAUGCAGCCGCCAGAGCAGUCACGGCCACAAGAGGGCACUGUGGCACAGUCUGAAAGUGAACCGCCUAUCCCGUUCCAAGUACUGCUGACAUCAUGCCGGGAAGAGGUUCAGGACUCCAGUCAGGAAGCAGACUCCUCCUUCCCUUUCCCCGUCCUCUCGAACCUCCCUCACCCAUCCUCCUACCCCACCCAGCCUGCUUCCAGGGGCAGCUGCGAGCAUCUGCUGCCUCCCACCAGCCCUGGGCACUGGGAGAGGCAGAGAGCUUGUGGGGGAGACUCUAUGAACCGCUGGGACAGCGCAGAGCUCUCCAGCGUCGCCCAGCUACCCGGCACUCAGGCACAGCCCAUUCACAAACACACUGCUCUGUCCCUACCUAGCCUGUCCCUGGAGAGCAGGGUGAGGCAGGGCAGUGAGUGGGAGGAGGAAGAGGAGCAGGAGCUGCCUCUGCCCCCCUCUCCCCCUCACCAGGGCUCCAUCCGCUACGACUUACCUCACACCCUCACAGUCCCCUACUCCACCUCCCAUUCCACAGGGCCCACAGCCGAGCACAGGAGCCCCUUACCUGUGGAAGAGAGAGGGCAUGCACCCCAGGGGUACCCUAGCUGGGCGGUAUGCUCCCCUCACUCCCCCCGCACCCCACACUCCCCCAGGUCUCCAGUGAUGCAGCAGACACCCAAAGACCCAGACCCUCUCCCCAUCUCUAGUCCCAGACUGGCUCCCUUCCCCUCUCCUCCUCCUCCCCCCCCCCUACCCACAGGAACUGGUCCUCCCGUACCCUGGACAGGCCAGAUGGGGCAGACACGCCCUUCUACACCCCACCAGGGCAACCCAAUUCCAUCCCUAGCAAGCCCUCCCCUCGGCACCCCCCCUGCCCUGCCAUGCCGGUGGAGCGAUGGGCGGAGAAUGUUACACGCUACUACAGCUCCCAGAGGGACCGCCCACCCUCCCCCGCCGACGAGGAGCUCUCAGAGCUGGAGUGUCUGUACCAGGCGAGUCUGCAGGCUCACAGCAGCUCCAAGACUCUGCGGGGCCCCGGUCAGCAGGCCUGUACUAAGCCAGUUUCAGUUUCUGCGGCGACGGCCACGACACGGAAGUUGUCGACCUUACCGGUCCGAUCGAAGACCCCCACUGCGGAGAUUGAGAGGAAUGCGUAUAGCAGCCCCCCCACGUACACUGCCACGCCGGUGUCUCUCCAGUCUCGCAAGUUGCCGCAGUGCAAUGAUGAAUCCUACAGCGCUGACAACCUGCGCCGCAUCGCCCGCAGCCUGAGCGGGACUGUGAUUGGGGGCCGUCCCGAGCCCAUCACUACCUCCCGCAGCUUUGAACCCCAGGUCGCCUGGACCCAGCAUGCCGACCCCAGAAUCACGCGUCACGCUAACACCUCUCCCCGCAUCACUUCCUCCCUCAAUCCU